CCCAGAGCAGCCGACCUCUCGCGCCCGGGAUUGUCUUGCCUGUGUGGCAGUUCCCUAAGGCGCGGUCGACGCGAGCACACAAUGGCGCUCAAUCUGCAAACAUCAGCUGGCCGCGUUCGGCGGGCCGUCAUCUCUGCGUGCAUGCUCCUGGUUGCAGCGCAGCUGCUGUCCGUCGCGUCCGGCCAGACGACUUAUGAGACUCUUUUCAAUGCCAUCAAGAACAAGCAGUCCUCCCUUGAGAUUAGCGGCACGGUGAAGCUGAUUGGCAACCUGCCGGAGAUCUCUCACUCCAUGACCAUCGUCGGCACCAACAAGGCGAAGAUCGACGCCGACGAGUGGAGCUAUCGCAUUUUCGUGGUGAAGGGACCAGGCAAGCUGGUCUUGAAAGACAUCGAGCUGUACAAGGGGCAGCCUCCGCUGAAGAGUUCGAAGCCGGCGAAGUUGUUCCCCCCUCUGGCGGACGGCGGCGCAGUGCUGCUGUACGGCGGAGCGACGGGGGAGUUCGACAACGUCUUCUUCAACCAUAGCAAGUCGUGGCGCGGAGCCGGCGUCGCAGCCUACGGCGGGAGUACGGUGAAGGUCUCGGGCUCCUGGUUCCUUAACAACUACGCCUGGUACGCUGGAGGUGCGAUCUAUCUGGCGGAGAAGUCGACGGGGUCGGCGACGUCGACAAGAUUCGAGCGCAACAAGGGACCGGAUGAGGGAGGCGCCAUCGUCGUCACAGGAGGAUCGCAGUUCACGUCCACGGGGUGCAGAUACAGAAAGAAUACGUGCAAGGAGGAGGGAGGUGGUGCCUGGGCCUUGGACGGAGCCGGCAGCUGGGCAGUCUCUGCCAACGACACUUUCGUCGUGAACAGGUGCGAGUUCAAGUCCGCCAGAGGAGGAGCCAUCAUUGUGUCCGACAAGGCAACGCUCUUUGUGCUCAAAAGCACCUUCGAUACAAAUAGGGUUCCGUCAGGCAUUGGCAAUACCAUCUGGGUUGACGGCGGCGUCAUAGGCCUGCUCUACGGUCCGCCAACGUCCGUCGUCGAGUUCCCCAAGGGCAAGGCAGUCUCUAUCCCUACCAACCCCACCGGUAUCACCAUACCGUGAAAAGACUCUCAGCGGAUCUACUCUGUAGUCACCACUCUCUCACAUCUAAUAAUGUAGCUAGAGGGACUGCCGCUUGAGAGAGAGAGAGAGAGAGAGAGAGAGAGAGAGAGAGAGAGAGAGAGAGAGAGAGAGAGAGACAGUAGUUUUGUGGCGAGCAAGUAUGUUUAAGGCGGGGAUGAGUAUUGAAGAGUAGAAUCAGUUCCAAUGGACGGAUAAAAAUAAUCUGCGUAGCACGCACGUACUGCGUGGGUUACACGUGGGUUACACGUACUACGUGGGUUCCACGUGUGUUCCACGUGGGUUACACGUGGGUUACACGUACUACGUGGGUUGCACGCGGCGCUUGUGUCCUCGUCGUGCGCGUACAUGAGGGGCAGCGAAUCGCCUAUCGGUGGUUCGUCGAAGUUGUGCUAGAUCGGAUCGGAUCGGAUCGAAUCGAAUCGAACGACUAGGAUUAGAGCAGCACAACUUGCGUUGAACAGAUUCUGAAGCUUUUCUGGCUGUUUCCCCUUGGUUGGCGAUUUGGCACGCUUUAUUGGCGGUUCAAAGUUUAAACACCAAGAGCGGGGAGCGGAAUUACAUAUAUAAAUUAUAUACACUUAAUUGGAAAACUGAAGUACAUAUAUAUAUGUUAAGUGGCGUCGGACCUACUCUUCGUCGUCGUAUACUACACGUCUAUGUAGCAUUAUGUACUCGAGCGACGAGCAGUCCCUCUAUCGCCUACGGAUCUGGCCAUUACCGUCUUUGAAAGAGAGGAGAGCUCCUCUGGAAAUGAGUUGAAACGAUAAGGAUGAUUCGGAUAACUUCUCAGGUCCAAAGGAAUCACAUCAACUAUGAUGAUCUUGUCAUGGGUAUUGAAUUGCGUAA
Molecule: messenger RNA, 1959 nt
Organism: Chara braunii
Lineage: Eukaryota; Viridiplantae; Streptophyta; Charophyceae; Charales; Characeae
Source: the annotation of a GenBank genome assembly